UUCUGCCCUUCAGUGUUUGAGUUGUUCCUCACAUGCUAAAUAAUCAGCGUGGCCGAACCUGUUCAAUCGCUUUUCAUGCAGAUUUAGAGAGCCUGACGUCUGUUUUCUCUGUUCGGUGUUUCGACGAGCAGCCGGUGUCACGGUAGUUCAUUGCGGUAAUGGAGUGUCGUGUGUUGUCCAUUCAGAGUCAUGUUGUCAGGGGAUACGUUGGGAACAAGUCGGCAACAUUCCCUCUGCAGGUGCUGGGCUUCGAAGUGGACUCGAUCAACUCUGUGCAGUUCUCCAAUCACACAGGCUACGCCCAUUGGAAAGGGCAAGUACUGACAGCAGAAGAGCUAAAUGAGCUGUAUGAGGGCAUUAAGCUCAAUAAGGUGAACCGCUAUGACUACAUCCUCACAGGGUACAGCAGAGACACGUCCUUCCUGGAGAUGGUGGUGGACAUUAUUCAGGAGCUGAAGAAGGCCAAUCCAAGCCUGGUAUAUGUGUGUGAUCCUGUUAUGGGAGACCACGGUUCAAUGUACGUUCCAGAGUAUCUGCUGCCAGUCUACAGGGACAAAGUAGUGCCUUUGGCUGAUAUCCUCACCCCCAACCAGUUUGAAGCAGAACUAUUAACUGGGAGGAAAAUCACCACAGAGGAAGAUGCUGUUGAGGUGAUGGACUUGCUUCAUAAAAUGGGUCCAGAGACCGUUGUCCUCACUAGUACAGACCUGCCCUCGAAACGUGGGGACCAGUUCCUGGUGGCCCUCGGGAGCCAAAACAUUGUGAAAGCAGAUGGGACUAAAACCAGUCAGAAAAUCUGCAUGGACAUCCCCAAAGUGGAUGCUGUAUUUGUGGGGACAGGAGACCUGUUUGCUGCCAUGUUGCUAGCCUGGACUCACCAUCAUCCUCAAGACCUGAAGACUGCCUGUGAAAAGACUGUUUCCGUCAUGCACCACGUCAUUAAGAGGACCAUGACUUACGCCAAUCAGAUGGCUGGCCCUGGGAAACGGCCCAGUCCUGCACAACUGGAGCUGAGGAUGGUUCAGAGCAAAGCGGACAUUGAGAAACCUGUCGUUGUAGUGGAAGCUCAGGUUUUACGAAAGUAUUCACGCUGAAGACCGUACCAUUACUCCGGACAUUGACAUCUUGCUGGUACAAAUCUCGGUGGGCCACCAGAGAACUGUAGGAUUUUCACAUCUUAGACUUUCUCGUGUCUCUGCCUUACAGAAACACUGAGGGAGUACAAAUAUGUUUUCAUGAGCACUGUCUGCAGGAUGUGGUGCAUGUACAUUCUGCUCACAAACGCACUGGUAUCACUGCCAUACGCGUCUGUACUAUGGUCUGUGUAGACUUCAUCUGCCAUUCAAAAGAAGAAAAACACCAUUGGCCAACUAUGGAUUGGUAUAAAGAUAAUUUUAACGUACUUCAAUCCUCGUUAACAUGGUAAAGGAUUUCUUGCUGUAAAAAACUCAAUAAUAGAUGCAUGACCAUGCCUCUAUUUGCUUUGACUAUGAUCGUAAGUAAGGACUAGUUUAUAGUUUACCAUGCAUUAAAAGUAAAAUGUUAUCGUCUUCUAUGUGCAGAUUGGAUGCAUUAUAAGUCCUGAAAUGUGUAUCAUCACUCCCAUGAAUUGGUAAACAUUGUAUGCAAUUGAAUAUGUAGUCUAUACAGUUUCAUUAACCCAAUUUAUUUCACUUCAAUUGCAACUUAAUAAUAAUUAAACUAAUAUUGGUCUUUUAAUCAACUUUCUGAAAAUGUGUUUCACCUCCUUUAUAAUUAUGCAUUGAUGUCUUGAAGUAGCAGAUGUUCAACAUGUUAGAUCCAUGUCUUAAGCAUCUCAAAUUGAGGUAUUUGCACAGAUAAUCUUUUAAUAUAUUUCUUAAUGUUAAUUUCUUCUUUGACUGUUGUCAUAUCUCAAUAAAAGAGUCGGUAUGAGAGACCAUGCUCUAUAAUAGCCUUAAUGGGGGUAAGAAUAAAAACAUUGGUUGUAACUGUUUUCAUGUAACAAUGUAAAAAUGUAUCCUCACAAAUGUUAGAAAGUCAAGUGCCAAACCUUGAGCUGCUGCGCUGACAGAAGAAACCACAAUAUAACAGAAAUAAAUUAUUCAUAUUUUA
This is a messenger RNA of Pseudoliparis swirei, 2094 nucleotides long. Its product is annotated as pyridoxal kinase-like. The record is from RefSeq and is a predicted model, not a curated record. Gene Ontology annotation, molecular function: pyridoxal kinase activity. Gene Ontology annotation, cellular component: cytosol. The transcript has 11 exons. Bases 159 to 1094 code for a protein of 311 amino acids. Gene Ontology annotation, biological process: pyridoxal 5'-phosphate salvage. NCBI's taxonomy places the organism in Eukaryota, Metazoa, Chordata, Actinopteri, Perciformes, Liparidae.